Messenger RNA from Eremomyces bilateralis CBS 781.70, 1686 nucleotides. Its product is annotated as FMN-linked oxidoreductase. NCBI's taxonomy places the organism in Eukaryota, Fungi, Ascomycota, Dothideomycetes, Eremomycetales, Eremomycetaceae. Gene Ontology annotation, molecular function: flavin adenine dinucleotide binding; tRNA dihydrouridine synthase activity. Gene Ontology annotation, biological process: tRNA processing. The record is from RefSeq and is a predicted model, not a curated record. The coding region runs from base 1 to 1686 and encodes 561 amino acids. The transcript has 2 exons.
AUGCACAGCAACCUCUCCCCCGAGCCGUCAGUGGUUACCAUACAGGCGAACGGCGAGCCGCCGCUCAAGAAGCCUAAACUCCAUGGACGAGCAUUCUACGAAAACUUAGGCAGCCCGAAACUGAUUCUGGCACCUAUGGUGGACCAAUCCGAGUUUGCAUGGCGCAUGCUCUCCCGCUCGUUCUUCCCUCCCGAACUACGCAGCAGCCUCCUCGCGUACUCGCCGAUGCUCCAUUCCCGGCUCUUCGUGAAGGAAAGCAACUACCGAGCGUCGAGCUUCCAGCCGCUGAAGACCGCGAUCCCCGAGCCGUCGGAAGGCAAUUCGCCGCCGAACCCGGACGAAUGGCACCUGGAUGGCAACCCGAAGUUUGAUCGGCCGCUGUUCGUCCAGUUCUGCUCGAACGAGCCGGACGAUUUCCUCGGCGCCGCGCGGUAUAUUCAGCGGUACUGCGAUGCAGUGGACCUGAACUUGGGGUGUCCGCAAGGGAUCGCGAAGCGGGGGAACUACGGCGCGUUCUUGCAGGAGGACUGGGAGAAGAUCCACGCGCUGAUCAGCGCGCUGCAUAAGGAUCUGGAUAUACCCGUGACGGCGAAGUUCCGGGCGCAAGAAACCAAAGAGAAGACGCUGGAGUAUGCGAAGAUGAUCUUGAGCGCGGGAGCAAGCAUUAUCACCGUCCAUGGGAGGCAGAGAGAGCAGAAAGGACACAAUACUGGACUAGCGGAUUGGUCGAUCAUCAAGUACCUGCGCGACAACCUCCCACCGGAGACCGUGAUCUUCGCGAACGGCAAUAUCCUCCAAUACCAGGACAUCGCUCGAUGCUUGGAGGCGACCGGUGCCGACGGCGUCAUGAGUGCCGAAGGAAAUCUAUCGGACCCUUCCAUCUUCGCACCCCCUCCAGUGGGCGACGAUAAUCCCGAGUACUGGCGCGGCGUCGACGGCGAAGGCGGCUGGCGCGUCGACGCCGUAUUCCGUCGCUAUAUGGACAUCAUCCACCACUCUGUCCUCGGGGUCGCCCCUCCCCCCCGCGCCCCGCUCUUCGAUCCCCGCGCUCCCUCCUCCCCCCAAUCCACCCCGUCGACCGCCUCCCCCGGCGCGGAAACGGAACCCUCCGAACCUCCCCUAAAAAAACAGCGCCGCACCGACCCACCCGCGAAACCCAAAAAGCAAAAACGCUGCCACGAGCCGAACUUGGUCGCCAUGCGCUCCCACCUCUUCAGCCUCCUCCGCGCACUCGUCUCCGAACACCACGACAUCCGCAACGCCCUCGCCCGCACCCAAACCGCCGACGUCGACAGCUACGAGCGCGCCCUGCAAAUGGUCGAGAAGGCCGUCCGCCAGGGCCUCGUCGACUAUGAGGCCUCCCACGCGGCCGCGCGCACCAACGGUGCCCAACCACCCCCGGCGAACGCCGACGCGCCUAUCGACGACUCCACUGAGAGCUCCCGCGGCGCGAUCGAGCGGUGCGACCGGCCGUGGUGGAUCUGCCAGCCGUAUAUUCGGCCGCUGCCGCAUGAGGCGGUGGAGAAAGGGUCGUUGACGUUAAGUAAGAAGGAGAAGAAGCGGCUGGCGGAGCAGGGGCAAGUGGUUGCGAAUGGCGCGGAGAACGGUGCAUGCGACGUGCAGGCGCCGACGGAAAAAAUCGCGGUGGACGAGGUUGUCCAGCCGGCGGUGGCGGCGACUGGGUGA